Molecule: messenger RNA, 1505 nt
Organism: Emiliania huxleyi CCMP1516
Lineage: Eukaryota; Haptophyta; Isochrysidales; Noelaerhabdaceae
Exons: 3
Coding region: 82-1221 (379 amino acids)
Source: RefSeq, a predicted model, not a curated record
CCUUAGCCGUAUGCCAAUAGCGUGCUAGCCACCCGUCACAAUUCGCGGCAUAUACCCGGGUGGCGACGCCCCCCGCUCGGCAUGCUCCCACAUAGCGGUCCACGCAAGCGCGACCGCGUCGUUGUGGUCAGGAGUACGACCGCGCUCCGCUGCGCGCUUAUCGUGGGGUCGCUCGUGCUAGCCUGCAUGCUCUUCGCUGCUUGGGAGGCUCGAACGAGUGCAGCCAGCACAGCCGCAGCACGCCGCGCCUCGGCCCUCGCGGCCCAUCACAACUCGCUAGCGCUCGUCCGCCGCGCGCUCGAGCUGCAGAUCGAGAUCGAGUCGCAUGAGGCUCGCGGCGGCGAUUUGCUGGCGCUCUACCUCCAGCUCGAUCGAGAGAGGCUGCCCGCACUCGAGGCCGCGGUCGAGGCGGCCCUCGACGGCUGCGACGGCUGCGUUUCGGGGAGACGGAACGUCUCGGCGCUGCUGCACGCAUUCCUCGGAGAGACGCACGCGCGCGCCCAAAAGGCGCUCGACGACAUCGACCGCAGAGGCACGCGCAGCCGCGAGCGCGCUCACCAGCUCGCCUCCGAGGUCGCAGCGAUCGCCCGGGCCGACCGAGAACGGCUUCGGUCUGAGCCGCUUGGUGCGGCCGACAUCGGUUGGGCGGUGGAUGCGGAGCUGCAGGUGCCGCUCCGCGCGCUCGCCGUCGCGCUGCGCAGGCCGAACGCGACGUUUGAGCUCGGUCCUGCCGCGCUGCGCGAGUGGGGCGAGGCGCUCACUGCAGCGAGGCGCGAGGGGAGGCCCACCGCAGCGACCCUCGGGCGGCUGGCCCGCCUCGUCGCCGCCGCGCCGAUCGAUCCGGGCCACCGCGGUCGCGCCGCGGUCCUCUCUGCUGCUCGGGCGGCUGGAGCGUCUGGAGUGGCGGUCGGCGAGGGCGAGGCGGCCGCGGGAGGCGAGGCCGGAGGCGAGGCUGGAGCGGUCCCCGCGUUUGAGUCGCUCCUGCUGCGAGCCCGCUUCCACCCGGAGGCGUCCGGCCUGGAGCGGAUGCUGGCGAGCUGGGAGGAGGGGCGCGGCUCGGUGUGGGACGUCGUGGAGGAGGUCGAGCGGCUGCGCGAGGCGCGCGUGCUGCCGGUCGACAUGCUGCGCCUCCACGAGCACGAGUGGGCGGGGAUGGUGCACGACGCUUCGGGCGGCCGGAUCGGGCGUGGCGACCAUUCCUUCGACGCCGAGGAGGGCUGACGGCCGAAUCUCUCCCGGCAUCGUCCAUCAACGGUUGGUAGGACAGCUCCGCUGCUAUAAGGGGCCGGCGCGCGUUCAGGCGUUGGUUCUCCACGGGAGCUCGCUCGUGAUAACGUCCACGUUAGGGACAUGUAGGUCAUGUGAAUACACUCGGGACGGGGGGCCCACAUCGAGAGUCUGUUACUGAUGAUCACAGAGUGCCCCCCCCGGCUCCGCGCGGCGGUGCGCGGCGGUGCACCACAGAUGUCAGAUCGUGUGUGUUUUACGGCACACGUGUUAGAGAU